Sugiyamaella lignohabitans is the source of this 2286-nucleotide messenger RNA. RefSeq lists its product as uncharacterized. Lineage: Eukaryota; Fungi; Ascomycota; Dipodascomycetes; Dipodascales; Trichomonascaceae. Bases 1 to 2286 code for a protein of 761 amino acids. The transcript has a single exon. The record is from RefSeq and is a predicted model, not a curated record.
AUGGCUUCUGCAAAUUCUAGGGGUGAGACAUUGCUGUCUUCCUCACCCAGCAAUGUAAUUAGUGGUACGAGCUACAAGGGGUUCCCUGGAAACGAGCAGGACGAAGACGACAAGGAUCAUUUUCAUCAAGCAAAUGUCAGUAUUGGAUCUGAGUCCAACAGAACAUCUCGUAGUCUUACCAGUCCAGUUCUCAGUCAGCAUCAACUACAUCACGAUCCUCACGUGCUUCACGACCUUCCAUCUCAACACGAUUUCACAUACAAUUCACACAUUUAUAGUAUUGGCCAAGCAUCUCCACAGAGUCCUGGGUUUUCUCGUCGAAGCGAAACUGGCUCCCAUAGCUCAGAAUCCAGCCUUUCUUUCACCAGAGACACUCCUAAACGGUAUUCAAAACCCUCAUUAGACAGACGUCGACUAUCCAUAAAUACGCUGCUGACCAAUAAUGAACGCUUGGAAAGCGCACUUGAACUUGAAGAAAUGGAGUGCCACAAACUGGAGAAGACUCUCCAGGAUCAUAAAAUAAAGCUUUCCAACUCGUUAUUACUACAGAGUCAAUUAGAGGAUGAUUUGGUGAAGCGGGAUGAGCAAAUCGGCUUGCUUCAGAAACAAGCCAAGGACGCCCGUAAGACUAGAAUCGAGCUUGAAACUGAGUUGUCUGAGGAGGUUAAAAAGUACAUUAAUGAGAAGCAAAUGUGGUUAUCAAAAGAGGAAGAAUAUGAGGAAAAGCUUUCCAACUGUAAUACCAAAAUCAAGAGUCUUAGCGAGAACCUUGAAGUCGCCAGGUUGGAGUUUGAGAACUUAAAGUUCAGUGGCGGUUCUUCCCGGUCAGCAGCACCUUCGGUCAAAAACGUAGAGGCAUCUCAACCUAUUUCCGAUUCCGGUGCUAAUAAGUUUAUCGAGCGGAUGAAGAAGGAGUCUGAAAUGGCCCAGCAACAAAUGGAAAUGGUCACUCGCGAAUAUCAAGCAAGAUACAAUAGAAUCAAGAGCGAGAUGGAGCAAGUCCAAGAAGUAAACAAACGACUCAUUGAAGAAAAUGAAGGAUUUCAGUUGCUGUUAGCAGAAAAGACUAUUUUAGGAGGAUUCUCUCUUGCUGAUGAACUGGACCAGGAUGUUAAUCAAGAUGUCUUUAUUAGUGAAGACGACGAGACUGAGAAUCAGCAGAAGCUUAGCGAUACCGAAGCGAGCAGUAGCUUUGAGAGUGACUCGGAUUUAGAAACUCCUGUUUCCAAGAGACGACCUGUUCGCAAUUCCAGUCUGCCAAACUAUGCUAAAGACGAAGCCGUCACUAAUGCUGAGGGUGUUGAUGAUAUUGACCCUCUUGACACUGACGAUGACAACAUUCGCAGUCUGGACAUUCCGAGUGACAGUUCCCCCACUAGUGAUUCUAAGAAGAGUGAAUCUAAAACGCCACCCUCGCUUUCGACUAAUGCUAAACGUCAAGUAUACCAAUUGCAGUUUGAAAAGACAUCACUCCAAAAUUAUAACCGUGCAUUGAAAUCAUCUUUGGAAAGACUCGUAUCAAGACUGCUUGAAUAUAGAGAGUUUGAAAAGGUUGUAGAAGAUCACAACGUCCUCAACAAACGGUCGAUAACGUCGUUUCAAGACCGGGUUGUUUCGCUAUCAAAUCAGCAUCCACCUACCUUAGAUGUUCCACGACAGAGACUCAAUUCAGCAUCUGCACCAGCAUCAACAGCGUCUAAUCAACGUGGUCAUAGUUUUACAUCGUCAAUAAGCUCUGGCUUUAGUAGUGUAAUGGGUCGGAGCAAAGGAGCCAACUCAAUAUCGGGACCGAGCGGCAACAUACAGGGCCAUCAUUCCCACAGCUCCAGUAACCCCUUGUUUCAUAUGAAUCCACCAACUACGCCAUCUGGGAUAGUCCCAAGACCAUACAGAGGUACUCUUCGUCCUUCCAGCACUUGGUCGUCGAUGCUCUUCGCGGCAUCUCCUUCGACUCCCACAUCACCUAAUAUCAAUCGAGAUUCUCGACAAUUCAGCACUACCAGCACCAAUAGUGAAUCUACAGCACCACGUUCUCCAUCUUCUACAUCGUCCUUGGUAUCCUCAUCAUCUGCUGCUAGCAUCUCAAGUGGCUGUUCAGGCACCCUAUCGGUGAUUGACCCUACGAUUCUGCCACUGAGUGAUAACAAGCACUUGGUCCGCACAACCACGAGGAGCCAGAAGCAGCUACGACCGCUUCGCCUAGUCGUUGCACCCACCGACGCCAAUUCCAACCCAGCACCGCCAUUACAAUCGGCAUCCUCACAAUCAUCAGGCUGGUUUUCUUAA